GAGUUUUCGUUAGUUUUAAAAGAAAUAUUAUACCCAUAAGAUUUGCCAUCUACUUGUCAAAAAGAGCUUUUAGCGAGUAAUGCUUGUUACUUAAAAAUACAGGUGAAAAAAAAAAAAAAAAAAAAUCGAGUGAUGAUCACUUUAGUCUUCUAUGCACCUUGAAUUAAGCAAAAUUCUUUUGGCCAGGUUGUGUAAGCUGGGUGGAGAAAUAGCACCACAAAGUCUUUUUGUUCUAUUUAACAUUGAAAAUCUAUAUAGUUUUUAGCUGUAGUCAUUUAAAUCACUAUGCUGUAAAUCCCAACUAUAAAAGUUUUUGACUCUUAUAGUUUAUACUCUCAAUUCCUGGUGUGGAAUCUAUGUAGUAGAUACGUGCACAUGCAAAGUACCUGGGAAUUCCUCUAUUAGGUGAUGAAGUGUAUGGAGGGACCAAGAACAUGGCCAUGUCACUGCUUCAGCCCAGAACUCCACCUAGCUGUGAUGGCAAACUCUUGAAGUUGGUGUCUGGAUUAGAGAGGCCUUGCCUCCAUGCUUUUGCUCUUGGGUUCAUACAUCCACACACACGGGACAAUAUACACUUUUCACGCCCACCACCUCCUGAUUUUGCUGAGGCUUUGCACCAACUGCGGGAAAUUGGCACCGAGAAGAGAGAAGUGGCUGACAUUACAACGCAUGUUUGGGUGUAAAGUAUACUGUUAGGUAGAUGAACAUGAUCAUUUCAAGAUACUUGUGAGCAGUGCUACAGAUGAUCAUAAUCAUGUCCAGAUUCUCUUGAACGGGACUUGUAACCAUUUUGUCCCAGAAUUUAAACAACCAUUCGUGGAAUUACAUAUUAACAAAGAUGACUUCGAUUUCA
Messenger RNA from Pistacia vera, 853 nucleotides. RefSeq names its product RNA pseudouridine synthase 2, chloroplastic-like. Gene Ontology annotation, molecular function: pseudouridine synthase activity; RNA binding. The record is from RefSeq and is a predicted model, not a curated record. Lineage: Eukaryota; Viridiplantae; Streptophyta; Magnoliopsida; Sapindales; Anacardiaceae. The transcript has 3 exons. Gene Ontology annotation, biological process: pseudouridine synthesis. The coding region runs from base 435 to 683 and encodes 82 amino acids.